UCCCUCGCCGCUCUCCCGCCUUUUUUCACUUUCGUCGGAGGAACGUCUCAAGUUCAUGGGUCUUUUGAAGGCCCACUUACGGUCGUGGUGAUGAUCAUACGCUCCCUCCUGACCUGGCCUUGUCUCAUACCAAGAUCGAAGGCCCAGCAGUCCUGACGCCAUAGAGAGACGGGGUGGGCGGCCUAGCCUUCAUGAUCAGGCCUGAUUCACCUGACCAAAUCAGAGCUCUUCCCUCUCAACAUGGCAGUCUUCAAGAGAUCCUGGAUUAUCAUCGUUCUUGUCCGAAUCAGAAUGAAGAUGAUGAUGGCCUUACCUAAGCCCCAGGUGGUCUUGUCGUCUUCCAUCAUGAGAUAACCCAGGGGGAACAAGAAGAAAAACAACACAUUCCAGAGCAAGAAAAAAAAACUCAGUGGAAGAUUGAUUAGUGCAGGAUUUUUUUUCAGAUCCUCCGGACGACCUAGUGCUUCAUCGUGAUAACAGAUUCUAGAGGUUAAACUCUAUUUGGAUGCAAAGAAUUGUGAUUGGGCCAUUUCUUGAGGAGCAGAUUUGAGGUCCAAAUUCAGGAUCACAUUAAGAGAGAUCAUGAUAAAGGACCUCAAGUUGUCGCAAUUGUAUUUUGGACCAGUUCCAAGGCAAUGGUUGUAUUCAAAUGAGAUGUCGGAUUACCAGUCUUAAGAAAGGGCUUUAUUAGAAGAGACGGGCUACUUUGAUUGGACACCAACGGGAAUAUGGAUUGACGAUGAUACACUAGGAUGCCCGUCAAUAAAUGCCAUGACUUCGCCAAUGCAUUGCACCGACAAAUCAUUAAGCCUACAUUAUCUAUGAAGGACAUCAGUCAUUUUGGAUGUAAACUCACCGAGAUUAUUCACAAGAGCAAUACCAAGAAUGUAAUCGGUGGCAACAUGUCUACGUUGAACCAAAAAGAUUCUCAAGGAUCUUCCAUAUUGCCACCCAAAUCCAAUGACAUGCUCGGUAAAAGUGGACACUUCCCAACGGAUAUGGAGGCCAACAGCCCGAAGUUCAUAAACGAGCCAAAAGCUCUGUCGGCAACCCUGACUCACACACAGGCCAAGCCCCGAUUCUACUACAGUGAUCCUGAGAAGCUGCACGAACUUUCGCAGGGUGACCAAAUGGAUGGCUCCGAGGAGUGUGAAAGAGGUUGCGAGCUCUUGACUCGGGAAUCGGACGGACAUUCAUUUAGUGGUCCGUCCACUUCCAAUUCGCCUCUCCUGGGUCGAUCACACGAUAAGAAUCAAAUUGGAAGAACGAAGGUCAGUGCCAAGAAUUGCGUGAUUGUCACUCCCGCCUUAACCAUAAAGGCCACCGGGGACUCCAUGAAGAUAAUGGCUGGACCCAAUCUUGGCGUCUCUAAUAAUGGCGACGAUGAUGAACAUGAUAAGGAUCACGAGGAUCAAGACGAGGAAGACGAGAAUAGCGGUUACUUUGACGAAUCCCGCAUUGCAAUGCAUUUGAGCUAUAGCUCGGAGCGGCCGUCAAAACCAUUCAUUCUAUCAGAAAGCAUUCCAUUAAUCACAUCCCCACCUAUGAUCUCGAGUCCCCCAGGCUCUCCGACACUCUCUGGGUCUUCCACCUCCUCGACAAACAACCACUCAGAUGGCCGUCAAUACAACCCAUCUCAGGAGCGAUAUCAGCAUCACAAUUACAAACGCCAGCGCUCACCUAGUCCUCCAAUGGAUAACGCUCCAAUCCCCGCCCUCACCUCCCUAUCCAGUUCCCUCCCUCCGCCCAUAAUCCAAAUCGACAAAAGUGACACAGUCAAAUCAUUGGCCCCGAAUCCCGUGAAGGAGUUCCGGGGCAAAAAAGUGAGCCCAGUGGAUCCAUUCUAUGAUCCCGAUAAAGACAAGGACAUCACACCAAGAUCUAUGGUAUUGGACGUGGGCGGUCGUCGGCACAAGGUGCUCGAUUCGAAUUUCAGUAUUUUCCCCAACACCCGUUUAGGCAAGUUGGUCCGCGCCCGGACCGAAGAGGACAUCUUGAACUUGUGUGAUGGGUACAAGUCCGGUUCCGUUCCCGAGUUCUUCUUCGACCGGAACUGGCACAGUUUCAACUCGAUCCUGGAUAUCUACCGCAAUGGAGUGCUGCAUUUAAACACGGACAUGUGCGCCCUUGUUCUGCAGAAGGACCUCGAGUACUGGCAGAUUGACGAGCUCAUUUUAGAACCGUGCUGUGCAUUAAAAUUCUAUCCGGAAAUUGAGAUUUGUGUCAAAGAACAGAAAGGCGAACACGAGGCCAAACGGAAAGAGGCUCAACGACUGGAAGACGAGAAUUUUGGAACUCAUCGCUUGGGAAGGCUUCGUACAUUUCUAUGGAAUCUGAUGGAAUACCCGGAGACCUCUCGAUAUGCUCAGGCCAUGGCCUUCACGUCUUUGGGAGUGGUGCUGAUCUCAACUAUGACCUUCGUUUUGGGAACCUUUCCGUUCGGUUUUCUUGCGCUCCGAGGAAAGUUCACUUCUUCUUGGCUCCCAUGAAUUUGGUGGAUCUCUUCGCAAUAAUUCCAUUCUUUUUGGAUCUCGUCAUUGGAGGCCUCCAGGACUUCGAGAUCAUGGGCAAGGCCGGUAAAAUCGUUCGUUUAGUCCGAGUAAUGCGAAUCAUGAGGAUCUUCAAGCUUGUCCGCCAUUUCGCUGGACUCCAAAGUCUCAUCUACACACUGAACCAGGCCUACAAAGAGCUCGGACUUCUCAUGCUCUUAGUGGGUGUGGCUGUCCUGACCUUCUCUAGUUUGGUCUACUUUGCUGAAAAGGACAACCCUCUAGGACCUUGGUCUUUCUUGGAUUCUUUCUGGUGGGGUCUAAUGACUCUAACUACUGUGGGCUAUGGAGAUCUGAGUCCUUCCACAUUUCCAGGAAAACUCAUUGGUGGACUUUGUGCCCUGGGUGGCAUAUUCAUUCUGACGCUUCCCAUCCCCAUCGUGGUGAACUCCUUUGCCAGUUAUUACAAGAACCGCCUUUGGCGAAACGAGGUGGCCCACAAGAAAACGAGAAACGUGCAAAAGAAACGCCGUGAAAUGGAACUCUUAAUGCGGGACAACCUGCUCAAUAUCCUGACCGUCCCAGGUACGCCCAUCGAUUGCAAGAAUCAUUUUGCAGAAAAAUGGAAGCAACCCACAUGAUCAUCAUCGCAAUGAUUACAAGUCAAUUAAUUGGUGACGAUCCGUCCAGGACUCUUCGCCAUCCCUAAAACCGAUUAUGUCCCUCAACCCAAAUUGAAGAAUUGUCAUAACAAGAUAGAGAGUCAAAAUAUUUGCUCUUCGCAGCAAAGAGCUCUCGUAUUACUUAGUAAAGUCAAAGUCAACGCAAUCAAUAAAAAAGCCACACACCCAU
Tigriopus californicus is the source of this 3341-nucleotide messenger RNA. Its product is annotated as potassium voltage-gated channel protein Shab-like. Gene Ontology annotation, molecular function: delayed rectifier potassium channel activity. Gene Ontology annotation, cellular component: membrane; voltage-gated potassium channel complex. Gene Ontology annotation, biological process: protein homooligomerization; potassium ion transmembrane transport. The record is from RefSeq and is a predicted model, not a curated record. NCBI's taxonomy places the organism in Eukaryota, Metazoa, Arthropoda, Copepoda, Harpacticoida, Harpacticidae.